GGCGGGUGCGGAAGUGAUUCUGCAGCAAACUUUGCUGGUUUCUCCUCAGUUGUUGAUGUUAUGUUCUUCAAGUACCUCGCAGGGAGCGCGUGCACUCUGCUCAGCGCUGCGACUGCGUUGAAACUCGCUCCAACUGAAGUCAAGGUCCACACAGCUGCACUGCUUCGCAACUCAGUGAGAAAGUCAGCUCUGGUAGAUCAAGCCAACAUGAGAGUGGAACUCCUGCCGGCGCUGAGCGACAACUACAUGUACCUGCUGAUCGAUUCGGAUACCAAAGAAGCUGCUGUUGUCGACCCAGUAGAGCCACUCAAGGUCGUGGAGGCGGUAAGGAAGCAUGGUGUGAGGCUGACAACUGUGCUCACCACACAUCACCACUGGGACCAUGCGAGUGGGAACGACAAGCUGAAGAAGAUGAUGCCUUCGCUCAAGGUCUACGGAGGAGACGACAGAGUGGACGCCAUUACAAAGAAAGUUACUCACUCCAAUAGCUUUAAGCUGGGCUCGCUCAACAUCAAAUGUCUGUUCACACCAUGUCACACCACUGGCCACAUCUGUUACUAUGUAACUAAAGAAAACAGCUCGGAGCCUCCAGCUGUGUUCACAGGGGACACGCUUUUCGUGGCGGGGUGUGGCAAAUUCUUCGAGGGUACUGCGGAGCAGAUGCAUAAAGCCUUGAUAGAAAUCCUGGGCCGCCUGCCCCCUGAAACGCGCGUCUACUGUGGUCAUGAGUACACUGUCAGCAACCUUAAAUUUGCACGGCAUGUGGAGCCAGAUAAUGGAGUGAUAAAGGAGAAGCUUGCGUGGGCGAAGGAGCAAUGCAGCAAUGGAGAACCUACCAUCCCAUCUACUUUGGCUGAGGAGUUUACCUUUAACCCAUUUAUGAGGGUCAAUGAGAAGUCGGUGCAGGACCACGUGAAGCAGACUACUGCUGUGGAAACGAUGAGAAGCCUCCGCAAAGAAAAGGACUCGUUUCGGGUGCCCAAGGAAUAAUUUCCCACCAUUUGCGUUGCUUAAACUGGAUGCUUUAAACCAACAGCUCAUGCUUUAUAUCCAAACAAAUCAUUCUAGAGUCAGUAAAUACUUGGAAUAGAUCAGCUACUUGCAAAAGUAGACCGUUUGAUCAUUCACCUUGGUUUGGUGCAAACUAGCUGUUAGUGUUUUGUGCUUUAUAUGCAAAAAGAGUAUUUGAGUAUAAGACUUGUUUGUUUAAAAAAAAAGUUGAUCUGUAAAUGAUUUUACAGUUCCUAUUAUAUAAUUUAACAUUUUUAAUGGAUGUGCACUUUGAUGUACGUGAACAGAAAAAAAUGAUCUACACAUUGACACCGUUUGAAUGUUUUUAUUUCGAGUGUUGAUAUUCUAAAGCUUAUUGUUUGGUUUUUUGGUUUUUUUUGGGUGAAAUGUUUUGUGCCCCUGCGAAAUAUGAAACGCACAUGCUUUUAAAAACAGAGUAUGUUGUGAUUGUAACCAGCUAUAAAACACUCUCCUCUUCAAAUAUUUUUCCCAAGCAACACAUUUAUUCUUUUAGAGUCGUUGAUAUCUGUUUCGAUGUGUAUUUCUGUAUCAGAAAGAAGAGAAGGUAUUUGGCCAUCUACACAACCAGAGUACUUUUUUUUGUUGUUGCAAUGUUUAAUGUUCAAAUGUUUCCUUUAGUGCUGUCAGUCGAUUAAAAAAAUU
Synchiropus splendidus (mandarinfish) is the source of this 1674-nucleotide messenger RNA. Its product is annotated as hydroxyacylglutathione hydrolase, mitochondrial-like. Gene Ontology annotation, molecular function: hydroxyacylglutathione hydrolase activity. The record is from RefSeq and is a predicted model, not a curated record. Gene Ontology annotation, biological process: glutathione metabolic process. Gene Ontology annotation, cellular component: mitochondrion. The transcript has 9 exons. Bases 61 to 990 code for a protein of 309 amino acids. Lineage: Eukaryota; Metazoa; Chordata; Actinopteri; Syngnathiformes; Callionymidae.